Messenger RNA from Achroia grisella, 932 nucleotides. RefSeq names its product 3-oxoacyl-[acyl-carrier-protein] reductase FabG-like. Bases 24 to 788 code for a protein of 254 amino acids. NCBI's taxonomy places the organism in Eukaryota, Metazoa, Arthropoda, Insecta, Lepidoptera, Pyralidae. The record is from RefSeq and is a predicted model, not a curated record. The transcript has a single exon. Gene Ontology annotation, molecular function: oxidoreductase activity.
UUGCAGCAAGACCGCUUGUCGCAAUGGAUUUUAAAAACAAAGUAGUGAUUAUAACCGGAGCUAGUUCUGGCAUAGGAACAGCUACAGCGCUUAUGUUCGCUAACCAAUCAGCUAAAGUAGUUCUCGUUGGCCGAAAUGAAAAAGCAUUGCAAGAUGUUGCUAAAAAAUGUGAGACAUCUAAAGGAAUCAAGCCUUUGAUAGUUAAAGCUGAACUCAGUGUGGACGACGAUUUGAAAAAUAUCAUUGAUCAAACAAUAAACGUCUACGGACGUAUAGAUGUGCUGGUGAAUAAUGCAGGUGUUGGAGUUCAGGGCUCUAUCCGUGAUGGUAUUGAACCUUAUGAUCGUGUGAUGAGUACAAACGUCCGAGCCGUAUACUAUUUGACUAGCCUUGCUACUCCUUAUCUCGUUAAGACAAAAGGAAAUAUAGUUAAUGUUUCAAGCGUAGCCGCAUUCAAACCUAUAAGGGACAUGAACUUUUUGCCAUACUGUACAUCUAAGGCUGCUUUGGAUCAAAUCACUAAAUGCGUCGCCGCAGAACUUGGUCGGGAUGGUGUUAGAGUGAAUUCCGUUAAUCCUGGUGCAACCAGGACGCCAUUCGCGCAAGCCGCCGGUUUGACGCUAGAACAGCAGAAUGAAUUGUAUAAAGCUCGUGAACAAACUCUUCCCCUUGGUAAAAUGGCGGAAAGCGAAGAUGUUGCUGAUUUAAUUCUGUAUCUUGCAAGUGAUCGAGCAAAGAGCAUCACAGGUUCUAUUUAUGUCAUAGAUAACGGGGAAAUUUUACUGUAAGGAUUUUAUUCUUAUUUCAAUAUAUUAACUUUUUUUCAAUUUUUUCCUUACUGAAUAUAUAAUAAAAUUUAGAUACUUUAAUUUUUUUAUUACUAUUACUAAUUUUGUUGAUUAUUCAACUUGGUAUAAAGAUGUUUAUAGAUA